AUGAGUUCAUCGCGAGAGAAUCCAUUAUGCUUCUCAAGAUAUGAUUUGACAACCGAGAUGAAACGCUCGAUAGUGGCUCCCCCGCCCAUAAAGCGUCUAAUCAGAAAGGUGUCAAUAGACGACUGGCAUAUUAAAACAGAAGGAGUUUGUGGAUGGUAUACAUACACUGUAUAUCAAAUCUCGACAGUUUAUCAAACGCCGAAUGGACCACUUUGUAGCGCGAUAUCAUGUAAACGAUACUCGGCAUUCGUUCAAUUAUACAAUACAUUAGCUGAUAGAUACGGAUGGGUGAGAUUGCCUCGCCUUCCACCAAAACGUUACGUGGGUAAUACGGAAGAGCCGUUCAUUCGACGACGAAAAGAAGAAUUAGAAUCAUUCCUCAAUUAUCUCAUUGAAUGGCGAGAUAAUGACUUGGAUAUUGUGACGUUUCUUGGCAUUAGUGCAGACGCUAUAAUUAAGGAACAUACGCAACGAUCCGAGAAACAGAGGCAAGACAAAAGCAUCCUCGUCAACAAAGACCGAUUUCGUAUUAAAAAAUCUAGAUCUGUAAGGUGGAGUGAUCAAUCAUUCGAAGAGGACUGGAAAGUUUGCCAAAAAAGUCAGUUAUGA
Molecule: messenger RNA, 609 nt
Organism: Paraglomus occultum
Lineage: Eukaryota; Fungi; Glomeromycota; Glomeromycetes; Paraglomerales; Paraglomeraceae
Source: the annotation of a GenBank genome assembly